GAGUCUGCUGAUUCUGAGGUCAGUGGGAGAAGAUGGGCAGCCAGCGCCAGUCAGGUCCUCUGACUGUCCUCCUUGCCCCUGUGGUCUGGCACUGCUGGUGCCAUGCAUGCACUUGUGAAGCUCUGAGCAAAGAUUAACUUGCUGAUCUUCACGAGUCCCCUGUGAGGUGUUAUUUCAGGCUCUAAACCAGUUGCCAGUGUCUUUUAUGAGGACGAGAGUGAAGGGGGGAGGAAAGAGAAUGAAGAUUUUAACUUGCAGUCACUAAAAUGUAGAGCAAAGUCCUCUGCCCUGGAGCCAUGCAGCUCUUCUCUCAGGGAAGGGGGAGCUGGCAUACACAGGGCUCCAGAUGAAAGCUCCCAAAUGGCAUCCACUCCAGGGGAUGCAGCUGAGCAUCCCGACACAGCCAGUCCCCUGGGAGGGUGCUUGCCCUGCAGGCAAACAAAGUGGGAUUCUUGUUGAACUGAUGAGAAGACAAGUCCCAAAACAAGUUCCCAUUCACCCUGUCAUGGAUUUGGAGAUUUGAAUUUGCAUCUUUGCUGGGGAAAAAUAGCACUUGAGUAUUCAGGGAAAACACUGAGUAUGAGGCACUGUGACUCAGGGCGUGAAACUUCCUCCUGUCCCUGAUGGCACCGGGAAACAGCCCCAGCCCUGUGGCCUGGGCUGAAGGGGGUUAAAAGCAGCCCCUCCACCUUGGGUAGUCAGGCUGUGCUCCCAGCUUAGCCCUUGCUGCCCUCCCAAAGAAUCACAUCCCCCAGCACUUCCCUGGGCUGUCCAACCACAGGGAAGGGGAGGCAGAGGAAGGUAGCUGGGAGGCAGGUUGGCACUGCCCAGCUAGCCAAGCAGCAGCAGCACUGCCUCCCCUGCUCCCAGGCUUCUUCCAGGCUCUCUCUUUAUCCAGCUCAAAAUCCAGCCUUAACUUGUUCUGGACGUGGGUGAGAAGUGAGGCAGAGGGCUCCAAGGCAAACAUAAAUGACCCUCUCUGCCCUGCACACCCCAGCCCACCUUCUUUUUACCUCCUGGGGGGGUGGCUGCCUGCUUGGAGCAAUGAGUCACGGUUUAGGUAACAGGCACAAUGCAAUUAGCAGCCCUGGGCACCAAUUACCUGCUGUAACAGCCUUGUGCAAACCCCUGUAAAGAGGCAGUGAGAGCAAGAUUUCUCCCUCCAGGGAGGGGAUGGUUGAGGUGGCGUAUGUGUCACCCUGGGCAGUCACCAGCCUCGUCCACAGUGGCUCCCUGCCCCAGCAGAGGUUCCUGGCACCAUGCUCUGUAUGAGGGAGCUUUGAAUUGUAUUUGUAAUGUCUUCUGGGGCCAUCACUAAGGAGCUGUGCCUGUGCUUCACCUGUGCCUCCCAAAUGAUCUCCUAAGCCAGCUGGGAGGUGCAGCAGGAUGCCUUGGAGCUAUAGAAGCUUCCUUUACAGGUGCCCGAGGCUGCUGGUAUGUGGCUGGAGCACUCAGGAAGGUUAAUUUCUAGUUCAGGAGCAUUAGCCAGCCGUGUGAGCAAUCCCAGUCACACCAUGUUCACAUCCCUGCAGUAAUGUAAGGCCUGAAGGUGAGUGACUCCCUCCAUGCCCCAAAUCAGUGUAAGAAAGCAUCAGUAUUCAAAGGGAUCUAAAAAUAAAACCUGCAGGGACUCUCCAAAGGGAUAUGGGAGAUGCUCUGGAGAUGUUCUUGCUUCAGGGGAAGGCAGGAGUCUUUGAGACUUAGAGAAAUACAGGGGAGGAGGAAAGAGAAGUGGAUUCAGUGGUUUCUUACUUAAAAAAGUAAAAAGUUGUAGCCAGGGACAGGGGCAGAGUGAGAGUGUGUCUGAGAUGUGGAGAAACUAAGCACAUAGGUUUAGCCCUGCAUGGAGGUCUUCCUUGUGUGCCUGGGGAGUGUCUGUGGCUGGACACACGGUGGGAAUGUGGAACAGAGGGACCCUGGCAGGCUGUCCUGCCCCCUUUUCUAAGGCCCCAUGAUCUGACACGUGCUUGGGGCAGGGUGUCCUUUUCCACAUGGAGCCAUUCCACGCCCCCGCCAAUUCUCCUGGGCCCAAACUUAUUACUUUUUAUUUUUAUUUUUUUUUUGGUAUGCUGAGGUUGGAUGCCCACAGCUUGUAGCUCCCUGAGGAGGCGCUCUGAUUUCAGCAGCUUAUGUAGAGCACUGCCAUCCUGCUGUCCCCACGCCUGCUGCACAGGGAAGCUGAGAUGGGGCUAUGGGUAUCAUCCCCCCCAUCCUGGGCUGGUUGUCUCUCUGUAUUCCUCUGGCUGCUCUGCAACGUGGCCUACAGGUAGUGUGAAGGGGACUGCAUGGUCACCUGCCCCAUACCUAACCAGCAAAAGCAUGCAGCCAUCUGUGGUGCUGACCCCACAAUUUCCCUUCCAUCGUGGUCUUUGUCCUUGGGAGGGGCUCCCACAUGUUUUGAGGGUGUCUGAUACCCCUAUCCCUUGCUGGCAACCAGAGGGCUGGAAGUGAAGGUGGCUCAGUGGUGAGGGUGGGGGGUGAGGAAGGAGCUGGAGGUGCCACUUUGCUGCUGUGCCUGCAGAUCUCUGAGGUUUUCCAAAGAGAGAGAACAUCCCUUUUCCUUGCCCAGUGGAAGCUACAUCUUGGACAGCACGAAAGCCACAAGGGACAAGUUGCUGAGCUCAGCCCUGCUGCAGGAGGCGAGGACCUGGGUGGGAUAUAAAGUCAGCAGUGACACUGCACACCCCAGCCCCCCGUGCUCCCCCAGAAACGUUCAAGGCCAGGUUUGAUGAGGUUCUGAGCAGCCUGGUCUAGUGGAAGGUGUCCCUGCCCGUGGCAGUGGGCUUGGAACUGGAUUAUCUUCAAAGUUACUUCCAACGCAAGUCAUUCUGUGAUUCUACAACUGAAAGGGAGGCAGUAGGCCCUUCCUCAUGCUUGUGGUUGCUGGUGUAUCUCUUCCUGUGGGUGUCACCGGUUCUGCAGCCACCUGGGCAGCAGAAUGUCCUUGGACAUCCUGGUGGGGAUGUGAGAUGGGGCAGAGGGCAGGGGUUCCAGGGCUGGAGGCCGAGGAAAAGUGACCUUCCAGAGCAGAGUGGUGGUUUAGGAGCUGGGUGUCAGAAGUGGGGUUCACAGCCCAGCUUGAGACUCUGGGGUGUGGCGGUAGGAGGGACAGCAGGGAACAACACGAUCCUGCUUUGGGAAGCAAGCUGGGACGAAAAGGCAGGGGCAGCAAUUCAGACCUGUGUCCAUAGGAAAAGUUUGGGGCUGAGGGAAUUCCUGGGGAAAAAUCGUUCCCAGCAAGAACAACAGAGGACCCCGCACCUUAACUUCGCCAGAACCCACAUCAGUGUCACCAUCCCCUCCUCUCUCAAGAGCACCGGGACGAGCAGGGCUGCAGGGAUCGGUCUGAACUGUCACAGACAAGCGGGGAAAUCACUCAAGCAGCAGGUCUGUCCUCCUAUAUGUGCCCUUCGUCACCUUGGCGGUGUUCCGGAGCGGGGAUGCCGUGCGGAGACAAAGGCCCCGUCGGAGGCAGGGCUCCCCCGUUCCCCACGCUCCCUGCCCGGGCUGGCGCCCCGCCCUGUGCCCGGAGGCGGGACCGGGGCUGGCCGGGAGCGGCGGGGAGCAGGUGCCGAGGCUGAGCCCCGUGUCUGCCGCCCUCUCCCCAGCCGCUGGGCAGCUGAUGCCUGCGCUCCAGACUGCCCACCCAUGGCUCUGAUCUCCUCCGCCGCCCCCUCGACCCCCAGCCCGGGACACUCGGCCUCUCCGUCGGGAGCAGGGAUGCUGGCUUUCCUCCUGGCAGGCUGUGCCAGCCACGUGCCGUCUCCUCGGAGUACUUUCCAGUGUCCCUGCCUCGCUGGGUCACUGAGCCCUCCGUAGUCUGUGAAAAUCACAGCCCCCCUGCUUCAUCGGGAUCCUUCAGGUCUGCUGACUUUGGCUUCCUGGUCUUUGCCCACCCUGUUCCUUGACCACAUCCUGUCCAGACCUUGCUCUUGACUAACCCUGCCCUUUCGGAGGCUUCGGGAAGAGCAGACAGCGUCACUCGGAGGCACAGGCAGAGUUUGUCCUCGUUCCGUAGGAUACUGGCUGCGGUGGCAUCGAUUCGGGAGCCAUGGGCCGCUGGCUCGUCCAUGGUGUCUCCGGAGCCGCACUCUUCCUUGCCAGUGUGGCUCUCCUCUCUGUGUGGCACCGUGGGGCUCGGGAAGCAGCUCGGUACCCAGGGCUCUGGGAGGGGAUGUUGGAGAAGCCAGAGCAACAGAGAGAAGGGAGCCCAGAGGGAGCCGGUGGCAGGGGGCAGAAGGACCUCAAACUCCAUCCCCCGGAGGUAUACAGGACUGAGGGCAGCCUGACGCUUGGGGACAUUUUCAUAGCUGUGAAGACAACCAAGAGGUUUCACCAGAGCAGGAUGGAGCUGCUCCUGGACACGUGGAUAUCCCAGGUCAGCGAACAGACCUACAUCUUCACUGAUGAAGAAGACAGUGCCUUGAAAAGCAGAAUGGGUGGCCAUGUGAUCUUCACCAACUGCUCUGCCGAGCACAGCCACCUGGCCCUGUCCUGCAAGAUGGCUGCAGAGUUCGACGCCUUCCUGGCCAGCGGCCUGAGCUGGUUUUGCCACUUGGAUGAUGACAACUACCUGAACCCUCGGGCGCUCCUGAAGCUCUUGUCCUCCUACACGGAGACGUGGGAUGUUUACCUGGGCAAACCCAGCCUGAACCGACCCAUCUGGGCCUCUGAAACGCUGCCAAACAACCAGACGAAACCCGUGCACUUCUGGUUUGCCACGGGAGGGGCUGGGUUCUGCAUCAGCCGUGAGCUGGCAAGGAAGAUGGUGCCCUGGGCCAGUGGCAGGAACUUCCUGAGCACUUCUGAGCUCAUCCGCCUGCCGGAUGACUGCACCGUGGGUUACAUCAUCGAGUGCAAAGUCGGUGGGCAGCUGAUUCCCAAUACACUCUUCCACUCCCACCUGGAGAACCUGCAGCUCAUCCCCACCUCUCAGCUCGUGCAGCAGGUCACCCUCAGCUAUGGUGUGUUUGAGAACAAACUCAAUGUCAUUGAGCUCAGCGGCCCCUUCUCGCCCCAGGAGGAUCCCUCAAGGUUUCGAUCCCUCCACUGCCACCUCUACCCCAACACAUCCUGGUGCCUGCAGGCUGUUGGCUGGUGAUGCCUGAGCCCCAGCUACAGCAGAUCCAGGUGACACUCUGGAGGGAGUGGGAGACUGAAGAAGCUUGGUGCUCCCAAUUUCACCUUCGCUGUGGUGGUUUUGGGGCUUUCUUGUGCCUUGCUCAGUACCGGUGACACAGGACAAGAGACAAGGUCUGAUCCAAAGAUGGCUAAGAUGGGCUGGACACAUGAAUGAGCUUCUCAGCUGUGCUGGGCUGUGUGCAAGGGAUGGCAGCAGUGUGCCUUCUGAGCACAUCGAGGAUCAGACAGUGACUGCUGGCCACCUGGGUAGAGAUGAGGACUUGCUGCUGCUGCUCUGUGCCCUGGCUGGCAGUCUUGCUGGAUUGGAAGGGCCCUGUGUGUUUAUACCUGGUGUAUAUAUAUAUGUGUGUGUAUACCAGCUCCUGGUGGGUGGCAGCACGUCAUGGCUCCAGACUCUUUGAGCAGGGCCUCUUCCUCCAUAUCCAUGCUUUCCCUACUGCCCACACUUGCAGCCACAGACCUGCUGAGUCUCUGCAUAGUCAAAGUCUAUAGAAAUGGAAAAUGUGACCAUUUCUGUCUGAAUGAAUCCUGGAGGAGCAUAGUCCUUGCUCAACAGAGGGGAGAUGGGCAGGAAGUACGAAGAAUUAGGAAUUCCCAGCUCUGUUGGAACAAAAGGGAGGGCGUGGGGUAAGGGAGCCAGGAGGAAACUGAGUGAGAUGGGGAUGGUUCCCGCAUUGAAUGUUGAGGGUUCGAUCUUGUAUGGUGCUGCAUUAUUCCUCUCCUUUUACCUUCUUGAUGUGGGGUCAGGAUAAUCUCUUGCUCUAAUUACCAACCUGUCGUCUGAGAUUAGACUCCAGCUCCUAUCUGUGAGAAGAGACAUAAAGGAUUAGAACUGCCUGAAAGAGAGGAGAAAGGAAGAGAUGGAGAAGGAGCGCUUAGGAGCGGAUUAGAGGUUACAGCUUUAUAAUCUUUUCUGUCCCCAACCAAAAAAAUUGAGUCACGAAGGAAUGGAGACAGCAAGGCAAAGAGCUUUUUAUCUCUGUGGGUCUUUCCUCCAGAUGCUAAUUGCGGCUUUCUGCCUUCCUGCUCUCCCUGCUGAGCGCAACAGGGGGAAGGAGCGGACCCAAACAGGCUACAAGGUUUCUGGCAUGUCUGUGAAGGGUUCUUUUCUCAAUACAGUGCCCAGAGUGAAAGCUGGGCAAUGGUCCUUGCUGGGGAAUGAACUUUGGCAUCAUUUUGUCCUUGUACCCACAGUUAAGUGGCUGGGGGAGGGUUUUUCAGGAAAAGCUGGAAGGCAAAAGAGGCUGUUUUAAAUGGCAGGUGGUGCCACAAACAGGUAUUUUUCUUGAAAGAGCAUUUCAAAACAGACUGCUGGGAUCUGUGAGAGAUCCUGUAAUCUCCAGAUGAAAGGACAAAUGCCCUUUCUCUAAAGAGCUGCUCAGCUUUGAUGCUGCUGAUGUGACUAAGCCUGCUGCUGGUGGGCUGGAAGAGCCAAAGGGGACUGUCAGUGUGGCUUUGCUGUUUUGAAAACUGGCCACUUUGUCACCUCCUUCCACCCCCAAGCACCAGCAUCUCCUACACAGCGCACACAAAGUUUAAAGGAAAGGCGUCAGAAAGACCUUCCACCUCUGCAAAGGGGGAAUCUAGAAAGGAACAAGCACUUUAAUUUCUGGAAAAAAACAGAAGGCAGGAGCCUGUAGAGCUGUUUUUCAACCUGGUCAUUCUUACUGGCAUUUAGUCAGCUUGUGUAGCAGCACACAUCCUUGCUUUCUUCUGUUGCACAACAGGCCUUUGAAGUAGAAGCUCAUCCUGAGCAGGCACAGGAGCGAGCUGAUGCCAGUGACCAUUCCUUGAGUUGUGGAAAGCCCUUGGCUCACGUGGCUAUGCCAGCCAAGAAUCUACAUGGCACAAAACAGAGACACAGCUGUUGGAAGAGAGUUGCAGCACCAAAAAGUCCUGCCCCACAGUGGCUGGGCUUGAACGCAGCCAGAAGAUGAAAUACAGUUUUGUGAGAAAGAAUGAGUUUUCAAGAGAAACCUACACUACGUGGAUAUAUCAUUUUUCCCUAUUCAUCUUUUCAGCUGAUGUUAAUGGAGACUUUGAGCUAAAAAGCUGGUCCUGUCUGUAGAUGUCCUGGUGACAAUCAGAGCAAAAUGCAAUUCAUGUGAGGAAACUGGUACAGCAGCUUCACUUCCCUGGGGUAAAAGCAAAGCAGAGAAACUGAAAGCUUGCUUUGGAUCCUGGAUUCAGUUGGUCUGAAUUGACCUGGUGCAUUUUGCACAGCUGAAGAUCAGAUGUUUAAUGGGUUGAAUCCUUGAGUGGCUGUAUGGGGACCUGUUUAAGACUGGGUUUCAUUGCUGGAGCAGUUAAGUGCCACUUUUGUGGAAAAUGUCUUGUCUCAUAAGGAAACAGAACAGAUGAGAAGAUGUCUGGGGCAGGGCAGCUCUUGGGCCGUAGAGAAAUGAAUGACAGAAAAGUCCUGCUAUGCCUGUGACGACAGUACUCUGGAAAGAAAAUAGCUUCUGAGUCGACAAAAGAAACCAGGUUUUCUCUAAGAACAGAGAGACAGCUUAAUGGGACGUUCACCACAUGAAAUCUGAUCAACGCUAAAACAUGAGUUAAAAUUAGUUUCAGGAAUGGUUCCUGCCCCUGGGGCUUGCUGUCAGAUGUUGUGGUUUUACAAUCUCAUUUUCCUAGUUUAUUAAAAUGUUUAGCUGCUUGGGAAAAUGAGAAACAAUCUCAUGUGAAACUUUUCAGGGGCUGUCUUUUUUUAUUCUCUUUCUCUUGAUGUAACAAACAUUUUGGAAAGGUUCCGCUGGGUCUAUUAAAUUUGUAUUUUCUCUUUUU
Parus major (Great Tit) is the source of this 7929-nucleotide messenger RNA. RefSeq names its product MFNG O-fucosylpeptide 3-beta-N-acetylglucosaminyltransferase (gene MFNG). Gene Ontology annotation, biological process: regulation of Notch signaling pathway. NCBI's taxonomy places the organism in Eukaryota, Metazoa, Chordata, Aves, Passeriformes, Paridae. Gene Ontology annotation, cellular component: membrane. Gene Ontology annotation, molecular function: O-fucosylpeptide 3-beta-N-acetylglucosaminyltransferase activity. The record is from RefSeq and is a predicted model, not a curated record. The transcript is spliced from 8 exons. The coding region runs from base 4052 to 5101 and encodes 349 amino acids.